Molecule: messenger RNA, 1683 nt
Organism: Ipomoea nil (Japanese morning glory)
Lineage: Eukaryota; Viridiplantae; Streptophyta; Magnoliopsida; Solanales; Convolvulaceae
Product: protein NRT1/ PTR FAMILY 5.6-like
Exons: 4
Coding region: 97-1683 (528 amino acids)
Source: RefSeq, a predicted model, not a curated record
GUGGAUGCAAUCUCCACUGAUCGAGCUUCUCAGGUUUCUCUAGGUUGAGAUAGAGACUCUCUGAUCUUAAAGGCCGGGAGUGAACCUGACAAAGUGAUGGGGCAAAACUGCCUGAGGAAUUUGAUAUUGUGGACUAUGGCAUCACAUGUGAAAUGGUUUAAUAUAGCUGCUGAAUACGCUUUGUUUCUGCUGAUGGCUUACUUGACCGAUGCGUGGAGACUAGGGUUCGCACAUGCAGCUGGAAUUAUAAACAUUUGGACUGGUUUCAGUAAACUUUUGAGCUUAUACGGUGCUUUCAUGGCGGACAAAAUUGGUAACUACCGGAUGCUCCUCUACUCCAGUAUAGUAUACAGCAUUGGUUUGGCGUUUCUAUACAUGUCAAAGCCGGCGGUGCUGGACAACAUGGCCGGUAACUGCGGCGAGGACCGGCCGGAAUGUUACGGCCCAGCGCAAAAGGCUACGUUCUACAUAUCAUUGGUGCUAACAGGCGUGGGCAUGGCAGGUCACGCCGUUUCUCUUGAUCCAUUCCUGGACGAACAAGGUGUGAACGAGGAGAAAGACAAGGGUUUUUGGACGAGAAGAAGUCUGGCUAAUAAUUUGAUGAGAGUGGUGAUCUCCGGAGUCUCCAGUUGGCUUCUGCCGCAACAUUGGAGUGCUCGGUUUGGGAUUGUUGCGAUCUAUGGGUUUGCGGCCACGUUCGCAUUGGCGAUCGCAAACUGGUUUUUAGUUUAUAAUAAUAAUAAUAAUAAUGAUGAUGAUGAGACACCACCACCAAAGAGUGACGAUAAAAUAAAUUUCUGUGAAAUGUUCAACCAAACCGCCAUGGUGUGGCCGUCGUUCAUAAUGUGCGGGGUGGUUUCCUCCAUCGGAAACACCUUCUUCGUCGAGCAGGCCGACAGAAUGAAGCCCGACGCCGGGGUCUACACCGUCCCUCUCGGCGUCCUUUUACUCCUAGCCAACGCCGCCAAGUUCAUCCUCAAACACUGCUACGGUUUUAGCUACACCUUGAUAAAGAAAUUCUUCGAUUUGUGCGAUAUGAUAACGAGAAAAUACUUCAAAGGAGUCGACGCCGAUAAGCUGGGUAUAAAGAAGAUGGCGGCGCUGUUCGGCAUCGGAAUAGCGAUGCUCAACGCCGUACUAUGUUGCUUGGCGGCGGCGGUGGUGGAAAACAUAAGACGAAAGGACACAAUGAAGAAAUAUCUGCACCACGACAGCAAAUUCUGGCUGGUCCCUCAGUUCGUUUUCGUUAUCGGCAUCGAUGCAUUCCUCCAAGAAAGCGUCAACGAUUUCUUCCUAAACUAUGGCCCUCUCUAUAAAUCAUCCGAGGGGAUUCAAGGGAAAGCCGCCUCGGAAGAAGAUCAGUCCAUGCAAAACUACAUUCUCCAGUUCACCAACUUCGUGAUGGGUCUGGGAUUUAUAGGCAGUGUGGUGUCGGUUUUGGCGGUGGCCAAAAUCAGCAAGAGUGUGACUGGGAAAAGCUGGAUACAGAAAGAAGUGACUGAUGGUCGGCUGGAGAAUUACUAUUGGGUUCUUGCUGUUCUAAGUAGCAUCAAUACCGUUUAUUACGUUAUUGCAGCGAUUUGCUACACCAGAAAGCUAAAGAAGGCUCUCAAGAUCAAGAAGGCCGCCGGCGACGCUCCUCAACAACCCCGGCCGGGUAAAACUGGAUGCUGCUCCUGCUAG